Messenger RNA from Oldenlandia corymbosa var. corymbosa, 552 nucleotides. Lineage: Eukaryota; Viridiplantae; Streptophyta; Magnoliopsida; Gentianales; Rubiaceae. The record is from the annotation of a GenBank genome assembly.
AUGAUUAUUUCAGAGAAGAACCGCAGAGAGAUCUCCAAGUACCUCUUCCAGGAGGGGGUAUGCUAUGCGAAGAAAGACUAUAACUUGGCCAAGCACCCAGAGAUCGAUGUGCCAAACUUGCAAGUUAUCAAGCUGAUGCAGAGUUUUAAGUCGAAGGAAUACGUUCGAGAGACCUUCGCUUGGAUGCAUUACUACUGGUAUCUUACCAACGAGGGCAUUGAGUUCCUGAGGACUUACCUUAACCUUCCAUCAGAGAUUGUUCCAGCAACUUUGAAGAAGUCUGCUAAGCCUCUUGGCCGCCCUAUGGGUGGACCUCCUGGUGAUCGCCCUCGUGGACCCCCAAGAUUUGAAGGCGAUAGGCCUAGAUUUGGCGACAGGGAGGGAUAUCGUGGUGGUCCACGAGGAGGACCUCCCGGUGAAUUUGGAGGUGACAAAGGUGGAGCUCCAGCAGACUAUCAGCCUGCUUUUAGGGGAGCUGGUGGAAGACCUGGCUUUGGUCGUGGAUCUGGGGGGUUUGGAGGCGGCGCUCCUCCGAGUUCCAGUUUCUCUUAG